Molecule: messenger RNA, 942 nt
Organism: Falco peregrinus (peregrine falcon)
Lineage: Eukaryota; Metazoa; Chordata; Aves; Falconiformes; Falconidae
Product: mucin-4-like
Exons: 8
Coding region: 1-942 (313 amino acids)
Biological process (GO): cell-matrix adhesion
Source: RefSeq, a predicted model, not a curated record
AUGUUUCCAGCUCCGCCAGGACGGCCGGUGGCCACCCCAACCCCGCUGCCCGGCCCUGCAGUUGCAGCUGCACCCCUCUAUGGGUACGGGGCUCGGGAAAAUGACCGGGAGUAUGUGGAAAGGAAGGUGGAUUUUAAUUCUCCGCUUUUCAAGCCUGAGACUGGAUUCCCAUUUGGGAAAACCCUGCGGGACUCUCUCUAUUUUACAGACAACGGACAAAUCAUUUUCCCAGCCUCAGAUGACAGCAUCUUCACAUAUCCCAACCCUCCUCCCGGUGGCUUCAAUGGCCAUGAGGAGGUUCCCAUGAUCGCUGUGUUUUGGGACAAUGCUGACUUCUCCAGAGGCGUUGGCACCACCUAUUACCAGGAGUUCCUCACCCUCAACACGGCCAAGCCACCAUUCGUCCGCGAUGUGGAAGCAAAGGUUCGGCGGUACCUGAGGUCAUCCUACUCCGCAGCCUGGACCCUGAAGAUCACCUGGGAGAAGGCACCUGCCUACAGAGCACAGACUGACACCCGGAGGACGAUCACGUAUCAAGCUGUCCUGACCACUGAUGGCUUCAGGUCCUAUGUCCUGAUGCUGUACCAGGAUGGAGGCAUGCGAUGGGAUUACACCAGGCUCGCUGCCACCAAUGUGCUUAUCGGCUAUACCAGUGGGGAUGGCUUUUACCGCAAUGACGACCUGACUCGGAGACCUCCAGCUGCUAAAUAUCACCCUGACCAGUUCAGGGGCUACAACACAGACCUCCGCGGGCUGUGGAUUUACAAGCUGGAGAGCCGUGUGGGUGUCAACUACCGGCUGAAGUGCCUGGCGUGGACAGGGCGGCAGCAGGAGCCGUGGGCAUGGAGCCAGGGCCUGCCCACCUGUCCCUGCUCCCUGCAGCAAGGGCAGCAGGACCCACGCUUCAAGAGCAGCCGUAGAGCCUGGCUGGAGCUGGUCUAA